Molecule: messenger RNA, 884 nt
Organism: Tinamus guttatus (white-throated tinamou)
Lineage: Eukaryota; Metazoa; Chordata; Aves; Tinamiformes; Tinamidae
Gene: LRRC73
Product: leucine rich repeat containing 73
Molecular function (GO): protein binding
Source: RefSeq, a predicted model, not a curated record
GGGGCUGCUGGCGCGGCGCGGCUGCCGCCUCUCCGAGCGCGACUUCGGGCACGUCUGCCGCGGCGUGGCCGAGUCGCACUCCCUGGCGCAGCUCAACCUCAACCUGGGCAUCGUCUCCAACAUCAACCGCGUCAAGCAGCUCGCCGAGGCGCUCAAGACCAACCGCUCCGUCCAGUCGCUCUUCCUCCACGGGAGCCCCCUGACAGAUGCGGGCUUGGCGCUCCUCAACCCUGCGCUCGGCGUCCACCCCUCGCUGGUGGCCCUGGACCUGGGGGACUGCAUGCUGGGCGACGAAGGCAUCAACCUCAUCUGCGGCCUCUUGCCACCCGAUGGGGCCAAGUCCGGUCUUAAAGAGCUGACGUUAAGUGCCAAUCCGGGUGUCACAAGCAAGGGCUGGGGGCACCUGGCCAUUGCAGUGGCUCACAGCUCCCAACUCCGAGUGCUGAACCUGGAUUACAACCCCCUGGGAGACCAGGUAGCAGGGAUGCUCGCUGUUGCUGUGGCCUCCAGUCGAACUCUGGAAGUUUUGGACUUGGAGGGAACCGGACUUACCAACCAGUCAGCCCAGACCUUGCUGGACAUGGUAGAGAAUUACCCCACGGCCCUGCGGACGCUCAUCCUGGCAGAGAACAACAUCAGUCCUGAGCUGCAGCAGCAGAUCUCCGACCUGCUCUCCGAGGGCGAGGAAGAGGAGGAGAGCGAGGCUCGCGAAGUCACAGCCAGGGAGAAGAACCCCUGGAUCUGCCAGAACAACUCCAGCUCCCAGAUGGUCUUGAUGACAUCGGGCCUUGGUGACAGCCUCUUAGCAGAAACAGAAAUGUAGCUGGGCUGCCCUGCCUGCUUCUGCCCCGAAGAUCAGCGUGUGGGUGGCCUGUGCUUGAGCC